UGGUGUGUGCAGGGGGAGGGGGAGCGGAGGCUUAAAGGGACAAGAGCGGCGGAGGCCGGAGGGAGGCUCCAUGGCGAGGCUGGCGGGGGGCAGGGGGCCCGGCCCCCGCCCCUGAGGCGCGGCAGGAGCUCGGUGCCAAAGGAUCUAAGCUGGAAGGACACUCCCCGCAGAAUGUUGUCUUCACCAAAGAACGGCCCGAAGCAGGCGACCAUGAGAAUCCCGGCAGGACCCUCGAAAGCACUGACAUUUCAGUAGCCCAGCGCCUGCGGGUGGCACUUACCCCGGAGCCCCUGCCCUGCCCCUUGGACCGUGAUGGUGUAUUAACCAAGAGCCCUGCUGCUACCUGUCUCCUCCCCCCUCGACUUUCGGUGGCUUUGGGAUUUGUAUGGCAGUGGCGUAACCGUGGAGAGGCCAGGGUAUCACAAACUUAUGGAUUUUGAUAAGAGAGGAGGGAAAGGGGAGACGGAGGAAGGCAAAAGAAUGUCCAAGGCAGGCGGAGGAAGGAGCAGCCAUGGGAGCCGAAGCACAGGGACCAACUCUGGAGUCUUAAUGGUGGGCCCCAACUUCCGGGUCGGGAAGAAGAUCGGAUGUGGCAAUUUUGGGGAGCUCCGUCUAGGAAAGAAUCUCUACACAAAUGAAUACGUAGCUAUAAAAUUGGAACCCAUAAAAUCGCGGGCCCCGCAGCUGCAUCUGGAGUACCGGUUCUACAAGCAGCUCGGAAAUGCAGAAGGAAUUCCUCAGGUUUACUACUUCGGCCCCUGCGGGAAGUACAAUGCCAUGGUGCUUGAGCUCCUGGGCCCAAGCCUGGAAGACCUAUUUGACCUGUGCGACCGGACCUUCACGCUCAAAACCGUCCUGAUGAUAGCGAUCCAGUUGAUCACACGGAUGGAGUACGUUCACACCAAAAGCCUCAUCUACAGAGACGUCAAACCAGAGAACUUCCUGGUGGGGCGGCCAGGGAGCAAGCGUCAGCACACCAUCCACAUCAUCGAUUUUGGCCUGGCCAAAGAGUACAUCGACCCUGAGACCAAAAAACACAUCCCUUACCGUGAGCACAAGAGCCUGACAGGGACCGCACGAUACAUGAGCAUCAACACACACCUCGGGAAAGAACAAAGCCGCAGGGAUGAUCUGGAAGCACUAGGGCACAUGUUUAUGUACUUCCUCCGAGGGAGCCUCCCUUGGCAAGGGCUCAAGGCUGACACGUUAAAGGAACGGUAUCAGAAAAUCGGAGAUACCAAAAGAGCCACACCUGUCGAAGUCCUGUGUGAAAACUUCCCAGAGGAGAUGGCCACCUACUUGCGAUAUGUACGGCGGCUGGAUUUCUUUGAGAAGCCCGACUACGAUUACCUGCGGAAGCUCUUCACGGACCUCUUUGACCGCAAUGGCUACGUCUUCGAUUAUGAAUACGACUGGGCUGGGAAGCCACUACCAACUCCCAUUGGCACAAUCCACAGUGACGUCCAGGUGCAGCCCCCGAACAGAGACAAAGCACAGCCACACACCAAGCACCAGGUGAUGAGCUCCACUAACGGGGAGCUGAACACAGAUGACCCGACCGCAGGACAUUCAAACGCCCCCAUCACGGCGCCUGCCGAGGUGGAGGUAGCAGACGACACAAAAUGCUGCUGUUUCUUCAAGAGAAGGAAGAGGAAAACCAUCCAGCGCCACAAGUGAUCUGCCCGGGCCAGCACAGAUCAGCGCGUGCAGCGUCUCCUCCAGCUCUGGCCAUGGAUGGAUCUGGGUUCUGAUCCGCUCUGCAAACAGCCUUUUCCCACCUCGAUGCCGACGGGAGAGGGGGAAGGGCCGUCGUGACUUCACCGCCCGGCGCCACGCACGGGAGCAGGGAGGGGGCUGUUCCCAAACUGCUUUUCUUUUCCUCCUUGGCUGCCGUCUCAGCACGGGGCCGGCGGCUGGAGCCCAGUCGGACGUUGCCGAAGCCCCCGCGUCUGUCAGGCGCACAGCCCAUGGAGAGCAUGAAACAAUCGGAAUAGGACGCCCAAGCCCGGCACAUGCCCGUGCCGCCACCGUCUUUGGAUUCAAUGAACUAGUUGGAAAACGGGGAUCAACUUCACAGACUCUGCAGUGGUGCCGUCUUAGAAGAAGCUGAAGACAAUUGCCGGAGCGGUGGGUCACAGAGGAAUCCUUUCUGUUGCUUCUUUGUCUCUUAAGUUAAUUUAAAGUGAGUCUCGGUGCGGAGUGCUGAGUCCGUCUGACCUUUUA
Gavialis gangeticus (Gharial) is the source of this 2223-nucleotide messenger RNA. RefSeq names its product casein kinase 1 gamma 2 (gene CSNK1G2). The transcript is spliced from 12 exons. Gene Ontology annotation, cellular component: nucleus; plasma membrane; cytoplasm. Lineage: Eukaryota; Metazoa; Chordata; Crocodylia; Gavialidae. The coding region runs from base 430 to 1677 and encodes 415 amino acids. The record is from RefSeq and is a predicted model, not a curated record. Gene Ontology annotation, biological process: positive regulation of canonical Wnt signaling pathway; endocytosis; peptidyl-serine phosphorylation. Gene Ontology annotation, molecular function: ATP binding; protein serine/threonine kinase activity.